GAACGCGCCUUUGACUGCUACUAAUCGUGAUAGUCAAAAUAGGAAGCAGUACCGUCGAACCAAAUCGACCUGUAUUGUUGCAGCGUGAAAGCCAGUGCUCUAUAUUGCAGCAGCACUUAAUGAAAUAGAAUGACUCAUUCUUUGUAUUUGUUAAUGAACGGAUGCAUGUUACCUUUGGAUUAUUGAUGGAUGGCUAAAACUGUUCACAAUUUGAAAACAACAAGCAGCAUUUACGGAAGUUCUGCCUAAGAAUGUGCGAAACCGGUGGUUUUUCUCCGUAAAGUGUGGUUCGUGCCUAUGAAGACAGAGGUUUAGUUUAAAAAGGGGUUUCCGGUUCAAUAUGGAACCCCUGACCGAAACGUCUUCACCAGAGGAGUUGAAGAAAGCUUUGGAGUGGGAGCUGAGCCUAGACAACAAUGACUUGAGGAGUCAUGCCUGGUACCAUGGCACCAUCCCUAGGCAAAGGGCGGAGGAGCUGAUGUCGGGUGACGGGGAUUUCCUCAUCCGCGAUUGUAUAUCCAGGCCUGGAGACUAUGUCCUUACCUGUCGAUGGAAAAAUACCUCACUGCACUUUGUUAUCAACAAGGUUGUUUUUCAACCCUUCACAGUGUACGAGAGGAUUCAGUAUCAGUUUGAGGAUGAUUGCUUCGACACAGUUCCUGACCUGGUGACCUACUACGUGGGCAACAAGCGCCCAAUAUCAGCUGCUUCUGGUGCCAUCAUAUCGAAACCUGUCAACAGGAGUAUGCCCCUCUCUUAUUACGCAACUCGCUAUGGCCUGGAAUGCCAAAUGCACUAUGCUGCACUAGCACUAGAGAAGGUGUCAACAGCAGAAGAUAUACUGCCUCUAGGAGAUUCCGAAAGGAGCCAAUCCUUUGAAGAUUCUCCUUCAAGUGGAACAGUGCCACGUCAUCCUUCGAAUGAUUAUCCUAGAAAAUCCCUGUCUAAUUUCUCCACUCUACAGCAUGGCCAUUCCAGAACCACUGAUUCUAAACCUUGUAAAUCAGUCCAAGAGCCUGAAUCGACUGGAAACAAUACAGCAACAGCAGAAACUCCUCCUCCUAAACCCAGUCGAAUUCCUUCAAAAAAGUAUUCAACGACUUCGCCUUACUCGAGUGGAGCAGAGAAUGUUCUUGGUCAUAAAUCAGGUGACAACACUGUUUCCGCUCCUCACCUUUAUUCGGAGCUGAAUUUUGCUGUGAACGGUAUGCAGAAAGUGAUUGGACAAGAAGGGGAACAUUCCAACAUUCUCAAAAUCCUAACUGUCGAGAGAGAAGAUCCUCCGAGAGAAAUAACAGUUCCAGAAGUCAAUCCUCCUUCUAGUUUUGAUUUGGAAAAGUUCACCACUGUGCUGUUGCCACCUUCCGACAACAAACCUCUGGAUUCUGCAGCUCUGGCUAAAAUGAGAUGCAUGAUUUUGGAAGGUGGGGCUAAAGUGAUAGCAAGUCACCUAACUAAAGUGGAUCUGGACGUUCUCAGGAUGAGGCAUCAUUGUGAUCUCGGAAUGGGUGUUUUAACCGGGUUUGAGUUACUGGUGCUGCCACAAGGACAGCAAUUGAGACUGGAUCUGCUAGAAAGAACUGAGUGCCUGAAAUUCUAUGUAGCGGUCACCAUCUUGACGUGCGGUGAUGAGGAAGUGAGAGCUCAGGUGUUGAACAAGUGGAUUCAGAUUGCAAUUGAAACAAAAACAGCUCUAGGCAAUCUCUAUGGAUUUACUGGCAUUAUGCAAGGACUGGCACUGGAUCAGAUCUCAAGACUUCGAUGCACGUGGUUGAAGUUAAGGCAGGCGUGCACGGAGAACGCUUUUACGUACGAGACUAAACUCAGGCCAAUGCUGAAGAACAUGCAGGAAUGCUCCAACCCUCAAGCUCCCAACACAAGCAUUCCUUACUUAAUGUCUCUCAUUCAUAUUCUGCAACACUUGACUGAACCUGAAGAACCAACCAUUCCUUUGGAGAGUUUGUCCUCUUCAUCGCACAAAGAGAAAGGUAAAGUGCUGAGCCUGGGACUUCCGUGGGAGCAGACUGCGGCAGACUACGGUCUUCAACUUCUGCUGACUCACUUGGAGGUGGGGAGGGGCAUGACGCAGCAGUGGCCGAUGUACAAGAGGAACAGCGAGAUAGUGCUGGAGCACAUAAAGUAUGAUGAUUUAAUGUUGGACAUGUUCAGGACUGAGUUCCACAUGAAGUUUCUGUGGGGAAGUAAAGGCUCACACGUCUCUGCCAAAGAAAGAUAUCUCAAGUUCAUGCAAGUUUUAAAUGUCAUGUCAGAUCGAUGCGAACCCUAGCUUGCUGCUCUCUGUGUUCUGCUUAUAUGAUGGGGCAAAACUAGAUCAGGUUGUAGCAUUUUAAACAUGCAGCCACUUUUUAAACAGUUACAUUUUUUAAGCAUUUAUCAAAAUAGGGUAAACACUGCAUGGUUCAUUUCUAAAAUGCGAAGAAAAUCUUUUUUAAAAAACUUAAAUGAAAAAAAGAAAUUUACAAAAUAAAAAAUAUUUAUAAAACAGUGAACUCUCGCUACUACGAUAUCCGAUACACAGGGCUGCCACUCUAAAAAAAAAUUCAAGACUGAGCUUUUUUUUGACCAAAUAAUACUGUCUAGCAUUGUUUACCAAACCUCACUGAAACCAAAAUUUACCAUUCCUUGAUAAUAGCCUACAUAUUAAAUCAAUAAUUUGAUUAUUUUUUCUGAAAUUUUUUUACUUUAUUUUAUGUUUUUUUAGCAAACAAAACGAAAAUAACAGCUAACCUUGUAUAUUUUUUACAACUAUAACUGAACAACCUGAAACCAUUCAUAUCUCUAUUUUUCGCGUCAUUGUUACUUAUUUUUUGUUCUAGCACAAUAAUUUCUUUCUUCUUUAAAAAAAUAUUCUUGAUUUAACUUUGACUAGCAUGACAGUUGGUUAGGGUAGGGGAAGCAAACUCGAGCAGAUUUAGAUUCAGCAAUAGUAAAAAUUUAAUGACACAAGUAGAUGAAGUUUAAUCAAUCCCAUUUAUCAAAACCUUAAGAAUAAGAUUUAGUGAAGCUGUCAAAAAGAAGAUAAAUAAUAAUCUUGAUAUCAUUACCAUAUCAUAUGUUUUAAUUAAUAUAUAAUAUUUUUUGAUUUUGACCAAAAAAUGAAAAAAAAAGGAAAAUUUAAUUUAAUUGAUAGAAUUUAUUAGUCCAUUGAUUUUUCUUAAGACUGAUUUCAGUCCCCAGGACUGAAGAGUGGCACCCAUGCCGAUACAACAAUAACUCACUCUAUUACAGCAAUGUUUCGUGGUCCCGGCAAACUUGCAUACGAAUUAAUGUUAUCCACCUCUCAAUAUUGCAAUACAAUAAACCCCUGAAGAAAGAUUUUUUUUUUUCAAAUUUCAACCUUAUUUUCCAGAUAUAUUAUUGGUUUUUAAAUAAUGUAAAAAAUCUUAUUUUUAUAUUUUGGCAUUUUUUUCCGUUCUUUUCUAACAAGAGAAGUCCCAAUGCUGAUUAUAAACUUAUCUUAUUUCUUUUCACCACAGUGAAUGGCUUUUGUAUUCAGAUUUCAAUACCCCAGCCUUGAUGUACACCCCAAGACUGUUCCAUUCUUAGAAUCUCUUAAGAAGUCACUGAUUUCAUAGUUAACCAUAAUUAACAUUCUCCAAAUUAUAUUUUUAUAUAAUAUAUAAAUAGAUUUAUAAUUAAUGCAUAUUUAACAUUGAAAUUUUUUAAAAAUCUUAUUGCGUCGCAAAGGCCCUCGAUAUAAUAAGAUAUCCCUCUAAAACACUCUGUUUAUUGGGUCCCCAAAAUAUUGUUGUAGCGAGUUUUUAUUGUAAUUCCAUAUUUUGUAAGAAAAAUAAAUGAUAAAAUGUACAAAGGAUGCAUUUUCAACUAGAAAAGUGGUCAUCGGCAGGCAAUUUUUUUUCACUAUUUGUUAUAUGCGUGUGGCGACCUUUAAUUUUGCCCUUUAGCCUAUACCAGCAAUUUUUUCCAUUCUAAACAAAUUCAGGGUUCCUAAAGAGUAUGAGAAUUUGAUUUGGGGGGGGGGUGUUCUGGAAAUAAUGCAAUUUUUUGUCAAAAUCUGGAAACAUUUUGCAACAAAACUGAAAAAUAAUCCAUUUCUGAUGACAACCAGGGGAGCAAUCCUCUCUGCAGUGGAUCAGAUUGCGAUGGCAUGUCUUCAGAUCAUCUUCAGGGAUGUUGCCCAGACCAUCCUCAAUGGCCCGUUGUGCAGCUCUAGUGCAACAUAAAUUAAGUACUUACCUAAAAAUAUUCAGGGUUUCGUCUUAUCUUAUUGUAAAGUAAUUUGUACAAUGUAGGAGUUGAUUACAACAUCAGGCACGAAUACUGGAGAUGUUAAGUGGUUAGCCGAAACCGCAAUGUCGAGUGCCCGAUACUCAUUUUAUCGACACACUGAAGGGAUGGAUUAUUCCCCAAUUCAAAUUUUCUAAACAGGUGCAGGGAUCUGUUUAGAAGAAUAUCUUUUCAUAAAAACGGACCCUUCACUAAAUAAUGUAUAUUUUAAUCGGACUCUUCACAAAUUUGAUUAUCUUCAUUAUUGUUUUCUUAAUCGAAUAUACCCUUCCUGAGGGGGGGGAGACGGUUCGAGACAAACUAAAUUUAAAUUCCCAAUGUAGUAUUCUAAGAAAGUAUUUCUACUUUUACAAACAUCAAACGUGCAUUAAUAUUAAAUCAUAAUUUUUUUGUUGAUAAAUAAUUGAUCAAUUUAUAUUUGUUCAUAAAAUUAAUUAAUAGAAUAUUAUGUAAAUAAAAAUUAAUUUCAGGCAAUUUUUUAGACAAAAUAUUAUAAAUUUUAGAAUUGUUUAAGUUUACUUACUGCGUAACACAUUAAAAUUGAUACAUUUCUAAGUUAUGUUGUUUAAAAUACGUCAAUUGAAAUUAUUAAAAAUGUGAGUGAUUUUGUUUCCAUUAUUCGUCCGAAAUCGUGUGUUGAGCAGUAUAGGCUAAAUACCAAACAUUUGUAUGUUGCAUCUCUAAUUUAGUAGCAGCAAUUGUUGAGCAGAAUCUUUUAUUUAUUUACAAUUUAAAAACGUCUUGAAAAGGUUUUCAGUAGUUUUUGCAAUAACAGGAUCCUAUUUGCAAAAGCAGGACCCUGGUUGAAGGAAUGUGACUUACCGCUUAUUUUAUUUUCACAAUUUUGCAAAAGCAGGACCUUUCACAAAAUGUCUGGACUACUCACCCCUGAGAGGAGUUGUUAACAAGUGUCAUUAAAAUUGUUUUCUGUUAACAAAUUUAUAGUUUGAAAGGGAAAAUGUUGCUGGUAUAUAAUUAGUAUAUAGCUUGCUACAUUAAAAUAGUAAUGUGAUGCAUUGUUUCUAGUCAAAUGUGUAUAUAGAUUUUGAAUUGUACAUUUUGUAGUAUAUUUUCUUUUGUAAAUGGCAUUUUCUCUUUUUGUAAAUGAAUAUCUCUAAAUAAAAACUCUUCAAAGCUUU
Messenger RNA from Parasteatoda tepidariorum (common house spider), 5408 nucleotides. Its product is annotated as breast cancer anti-estrogen resistance protein 3 homolog. The record is from RefSeq and is a predicted model, not a curated record. Lineage: Eukaryota; Metazoa; Arthropoda; Arachnida; Araneae; Theridiidae. Gene Ontology annotation, biological process: small GTPase-mediated signal transduction; positive regulation of peptidyl-serine phosphorylation. Gene Ontology annotation, molecular function: guanyl-nucleotide exchange factor activity; phosphotyrosine residue binding.